Molecule: messenger RNA, 1489 nt
Organism: Drosophila hydei
Lineage: Eukaryota; Metazoa; Arthropoda; Insecta; Diptera; Drosophilidae
Product: acyl-CoA Delta(11) desaturase
Exons: 5
Coding region: 249-1376 (375 amino acids)
Biological process (GO): unsaturated fatty acid biosynthetic process
Cellular component (GO): endoplasmic reticulum membrane
Molecular function (GO): iron ion binding; stearoyl-CoA 9-desaturase activity
Source: RefSeq, a predicted model, not a curated record
UCUUCGCCUUUCAAACUAUUUCAGAUAAUUUUCAAGCGUUUCAGCUCCACAGAGAAAAUAUAUUAAAAAAAGUAAACCUAAGCGAAUACCAAAGUGAAGAAGACUGCCAAUAAGAAAGACGAUUGGAUUCAUUGUCUGUCUGGCCGUGAGCACAGUAAUAAGCCAGCUCUUCCCGGCACAGGUCGAUUCGGUUCCUCGGCUUUCAUAAAUUCCUCAAUUACCCUGAAGUACUUAAAGUGUUUGUAAAAAUGCCACCAAAUGCAGCCAAUGGCCUAGCUGGCAGCGCUGAAGUGGAGCAAAUGCUGAGCAGCUCCAAAGCUGGAGCAUCCAAGCAGACGGGCGUGCUCUUCGAAGAUGAUGCAGACACCAACGAUGGCGCCUUGGACGUGAAUGUCGUAGAGUUGAAGAAGGCCGAGAAGCGCAAGCUGAAGUGGGUCUGGCGCAACAUUAUACUCUUUGCCUAUGUGCAUUUCGCUGCUCUCUACGGCGGCUUCUUGCUCUUGACCCAAGCCAAAUGGCCAACAGUUGUUUUCUCCAUUUUUCUAUACGUGGCGGGCAUGCUGGGCAUCACGGGCGGCGCUCAUCGCCUCUGGGCUCAUCGCUCCUACAAGGCCAAGUGGCCGCUGCGCCUGAUAUUGAUCACCUUCAAUACGAUCGCCUUCCAGGACGCCGCCUUCCAUUGGGCGCGCGAUCAUCGCGUGCAUCACAAGUUCUCCGAGACGGAUGCCGAUCCACACAAUGCGACGCGUGGCUUCUUCUUCUCGCACGUCGGCUGGCUACUGUGCAAGAAGCAUCCCGAUGUGGUGGCCAAGGGCAAAGGCUUGGACUUGACCGAUCUGCGCGCCGAUCGCAUACUCAUGUUCCAGCUCAAACACUACUUUGUUCUAAUGCCGCUGGCCUGCUUCAUAUUGCCAACUGUCAUACCCAUGGUCUGCUGGAACGAAUCGCUGUUGUGCUCCUGGUUUGUGUCCACCAUGUUCCGCUGGUGCUUCCAGUUGAACAUGACAUGGCUCGUCAAUAGCGCAGCUCACAAGUUUGGCGGACGUCCUUACGAUAAGAAUAUUAACCCAUCGCAAAGUCCGUAUGUCUCGGCCUUUACCUUUGGCGAGGGCUGGCACAACUAUCACCAUGUCUUCCCCUGGGACUACAAGACCGCCGAAUGGGGCAACUAUUCGCUGAACAUGACCACAGCGUUCAUAGAUCUAUUUGCCAAAAUUGGAUGGGCCUACGAUCUGAAGUCAGUGGCCCCGGACACGGUAGAGCGACGAGUGCGUCGCACCGGCGAUGGAACACACGAGCUAUGGGGCUGGGGUGAUAAGGAUAUGACCGCAGAGGAUCAACAGCGCGUGCUCUUUAUGGACAUGAAGACGCACUAAAAGCAUAGUUAAUUAAAAGUACUUUAAUCUUAGGACAAUAUAGUUAGACACUUAUGCUAAGUGGGUUGUAUUUUAUAUAGUAACAAAAAUAUAUACAAUGUAAUUAACUCGGA